Ostreobium quekettii is the source of this 1674-nucleotide messenger RNA. NCBI's taxonomy places the organism in Eukaryota, Viridiplantae, Chlorophyta, Ulvophyceae, Bryopsidales, Ostreobiaceae. The record is from the annotation of a GenBank genome assembly.
AUGGCGGGGCCGGCGUGGCGCGCGGGGGCGCCCUGUGGCCCCGGCGGGGGCCUGUGGAGAGGUAGGCGUGGCGGAAAGGGCCUGGCGGUCGAGGUGCGCGCGGGAAAGAAGUACCACACCGUGAAGGUGGACAGGCAGGAGCUGGCCCGCCAGGCCAAGCGCGUGCGGCGAGAGCGAGCGAUGGUGCCCGCGCGGCGGGGCAACUCGGGCGCCUACGUCGCGGAGGCGAUCAGGCCGCGGCGGGAGAAGGUGGAUGUGCCGCGGCCGGGCGAGCAGGUGCUCGAGAGCGCGGAGGCCGUCCUGUCGAUGGCUGCGGAUGCCUGGGAGGACCUGCCGUCGCGCUACCGCGUGGUGGCGGCGUCCUCGCUGGCAUUCGUGCUGUGCAACCUGGACAAGGUCAACAUGAGCGUGGCCAUCAUUCCAAUGGCGCGCCAGUUCGGCUGGGGCGCGUCGGUGGCUGGCCUGGUCCAGUCGGGCUUCUUCUGGGGCUACAUUUUGUCCCAGCUGCCCGGCGGCUAUCUGUGCGGGAGGUUCAGCGGCAGGAAGGUGUUGCCGGUGGGCGUGGGGCUUUGGGCGCUGGCCACGGCGUCCGUGCCCGGCGUGGCGGCCAGCCUGCCCGGCCUGUGCCUGUCCCGGGCUUCAGUGGGCCUUGGUGAGGCCGUGGCGCCGUCCGCCAUCACGGACAUGGUGGCGCACUGCGUGCCCAGCGGCGAGCGCUCGCGGGCGAUCUCCUUUAUCUUUGGCGGCCUGCACGUGGGCAGCAUCCUGGGCCUGCUGCUCGCGCCCGUCCUCAUCGAGCACUUCGGCUGGCAGAGCGUGUUCCUGGUGUCCGGCGCCGCGGCGGUGACAUGGGUGGUGUGGUGGGAGCGGCUGGUGGCGGACAUGGCGGCCACGGAUCCGGAGGUUCACGGGCUGAUCACGCAGACCACUACCGUUCGGACGGACGGUCAGGCCGCUGCGAAAGGCGACCCCGCUGCGAAAGGUGACCUCGCGGAUGCGCACGUGCCCUGGCGGGCCAUCCUGAGAUCCCAGCCCGUCCAGGCGCUCAUGUUCACCCACUUCUGCAACAAUUGGUUCCAGUACACCUUCAUGGCCUGGCUGCCGUCCUACCUCACGGACACCCUGAGCCUCGACCUCGUUCAUGCAGCCCAGGUGGCGCUGCUGCCGCCCAUUGCCGGCAUAUUGACUUCAUCUGUGGCGGGCCCAAUGGCUGACUUUCUGGUGGAGCGCGGGUGGGAGACGUCGGUCGUGCGCAAGCUGGCACAGUGCAUGGCCUUCCUGGGGCCUGCGGCAUGCCUGACGGCAGCAACCCUCACGGAAGACAGUGUGCUCAGGGUGGGCCUCAUCACAACCGCCCUUGGGCUGUCGUCCUUCUCGAUGGCGGGGCUGUACUGCAACCACCAGGACCUGUCCCCCAAGUAUGCCAGCUUCCUGUUGGGCCUGACGAACACCACCGGCGCUGUGCCUGGGAUCUUUGGUGUCUUCUUUGUUGGCUUCCUGCUGGAUCAGACGGGCUCUUGGCCCAUCGCGUUGUUCAUUCCGUCCAUAUUGUCAUUCAUCGCUGGGACGUUUGUCUUCACAAAGUAUGCCAGCAGCGAACAGGAGCUUUUUGACAACGAUCAACCCUUUGAAUUGGAGAGGCGGCUGGGGGCACUGUUGCCAUGGACGGAGUGA